AUGUCAACUCCAGAGCCUGUGUCCGAUGCGAGCGAACGCACCCCUCUCCUCUCCCCCAGCUCAGAUGAGACGGCGGAUGAUGGUGUCAUUUCGCCGCCUACUGAUAGUCUGAGAAGAGUCGCAGAUUCACUUCCACUCUCGGUUUGGCUCGUUGCGACUAUCGAGAUGUGUGAAAGAUUUGCUUUCUUUGGGACUAUGGGGCCUAUGCAGAAUUACAUCCAGAAUCCUAGGGAUGACCCGCUGCGUCCUGGUGGGAUUGGCCUGGGACAAGCGUAUGCCACGAUGGUGAACCAGGGCUUCUUGCUGUGGUGUUACAUAACCCCAGUAUUGGGCGCAGUUGUUGCGGAACAGUAUUUUGGGAGAGUAAAGACUAUUAUCUAUUCUUCAACGAUUUACAUCUGUGGCUUGACGAUGCUCUUCAUGUCCUCGUUGCCAAUUGCACAGGAUCUAGGCGUGUCAUUAGCUGGACUACUUUCAGCCCUGUUCUUUAUUGGCAUCGGUGCCGGCGGCAUUAAGGCGAAUGUCAGUUCGUUGAUCGCAGAGCAAUACGCCGGGCCCAACGAAGCCAAACGCGUCUUAAACUCUGGAGAAGAGGUUAUCGUGGACAGGGCUCUAACAAUCGAAAGGAUAUUCUCAACCUUCUACCUAUUCAUCAGCAUAGGCUCCUUCGGCCCCUUACUCACAACAACAAUCGAACAAAAACACGGCUUCAGCGCCGCAUUUGCUCUCCCAAUCCUAGUCUUCCUCCUCGGCUUCAUCGUCAUCCUAUCCAGCAAAAACCAAUACAUCACCCGACCCCCAGAAAGCUCCAUCGUCUUCAACGCCUGCCAUGCAUUCUGGAUCGCACUCAAACACAAAGGAAACCUCGACUACGCAAGACCCAGCUACCUCGCAGAAGCAGCAUCAGCGUCAGGGUCAAGGUCAGAGUUAGAACCCGAAUCCAACCUCCCCUGGCCCGACACCUUCAUCGACGACCUCAAAACCGCUCUAUCUUCCUGCAAAAUCUUCCUCUACCCAAUCUACUGGGCCGCCUACACCCAAUUCGUAACCAACUUCGUCUCCCAAGCCGCAACGAUGAAAACCCACGGUAUCCCCAACGACAUCAUGCCCAACAUCGACACCUUCAGCGUCCUCCUCCUCCUCCCACUCAUCGACAGGGUCAUCUUCCCCUUUCUACGAAGACACGGCCUCCCAGUCCGCCACAUAGACAGAAUCACCCUCGGCUUCAUCCUAAUCGGCACAUCCAUGCUCUACGCCACCUUCGUACAAAGAGCCAUCUACGCCUCUCCACCUUGCUACAACCACCCCCGAGCCCCCGAUUGUCUAGGCGGGAAAGUCCCGAACCAGAUUUCCAUUUUCGUCCAAGCCCCAGCGUAUAUACUCGUUGCCGGGUCGGAGAUUCUGGCCUCUGUGGCGGGGAUCGAGUAUGCUUAUACGAAGGCGCCGGUGUCUAUGAAGUCGUUGGUUAUGGCGGGUUAUCUUUCGGCUACUUCGGUGGGCGCGUUGUUGGCUAUGACGGUUUCGCCGUUGACGGUGGAUCCGUUGUUGCCGUGGUUGUAUGUUACUCUUGGGUUGGAGAAUUUUUUGGCGGGGGGUGUGCUUUGGUUUGUUUUUGUAGGCUAUGACGAGAUCAAGAAUGAACACAAAAACGUAGAAGAUGACUCGUCUAGACAUGCAAUAUCUAGUCUUAACCAUGACGCCAAUUUUCAGACACUUUAA
Molecule: messenger RNA, 1719 nt
Organism: Aspergillus oryzae RIB40
Lineage: Eukaryota; Fungi; Ascomycota; Eurotiomycetes; Eurotiales; Aspergillaceae
Exons: 4
Coding region: 1-1719 (572 amino acids)
Biological process (GO): transmembrane transport
Cellular component (GO): plasma membrane; fungal-type vacuole
Molecular function (GO): tripeptide transmembrane transporter activity; dipeptide transmembrane transporter activity
Source: RefSeq, a predicted model, not a curated record